This is a messenger RNA of Bursaphelenchus okinawaensis, 1337 nucleotides long. The record is from the annotation of a GenBank genome assembly. Lineage: Eukaryota; Metazoa; Nematoda; Chromadorea; Rhabditida; Aphelenchoididae.
AUGCUAUUGGCACGUUUUAAUGAAUGGUCACGUCAAACUGCUUUACUCUGUGUUGCUACGGCUAUAAACGUGUUCAGACGAGCACCGAAACAUGAAAUUCAAGAUGAAUAUGUUGGGGAGAGAGAAAGUAAAAGAUUUUUUUGAGAAUUGGGGGUUAUUUUUUAAGAAUUUGAGUUUAGUACGUGUAGUAUCGUACUGGAAAGAGAGGAAUAUUGAACAAUAUAUCAGUUGUGCCUUUGGGUCAAAAAUCAUGCGAAAACAACAUCACUAAUCAUACAAACUAUGUCAAUUAGAUUGCUCAAUUAAUUCUGUGCUCCCAACUCUGAGAAUUUGCUUUGAGAGGGGGCUCAGAAUUAUUUGAACAACUUAAUACUUUUAGCAUAUGAUGAAUAGUUUAUGGCGUGGCAUAGAAGUAUAGAAGGCAUAGUAACAAAGACCUAAAAUACUGUAGUUUGGAUAGAAAAACUUAACCAUGAAAAGCUGCUGUUAGGGGGCACAUUAUUAUUUGAACAACUUAAUAUAUUUGAUGCUUGAUAACUUCAUUUCACCUAAAAUAUUGUUGUAGUUUCAGGACGUGAUGUGAAGUGUCCGGUGUGCCACAAACGCAUCCCAUCCGACGAAGCCGAAGUGCAUUUGGUGAUGUGCUUCACCCGGCCCAAAAUCGCCUACAACGAAGACGUUUUGAGCGACGAAAAAGGCGAAUGUGCCAUUUGUUUGGAGGAAAUGGACGUGGGACAGACGAUCGCGCGCUUACCCUGCCUUUGCAUAUAUCACAAAAAGUAAGGGUUUUUUAGUUUACUUCCUUCUAUGGUACUAUGGAGUACUGGUACUAUGUAGUACUGAUACUAUAUAGAAUUUUACAGCUUUCAGAAGUGAUUUUAAAUUUUUGUCAGUAUGGUACUAUAUAGUAUUAUUUUGCUUUUAUUUGGGAUUUCGAUUUUUUAUUAUGGUACUAUAUAGUAUUAUACUGCUUUUUGGUAUCAGUAUGGUGAUAUGUGUUAAAAUAUGAUUUUUUGUUAGUACUGUAUGAUUCUUAUGCUUCUUUCAGUACCAAUAUUGUGAUAUGUGAUAUAAAAAGGCGUCAACGUGUUGUACUAUAUUGCAUGAUACUGCUUUUUAGCAUCAGUGUGAUGAUUUUACUUCUUUUAGUAUCAUUUUGGUCUUAUCUAGUGCGAUGCUUCAUAUAUUAUUAGUACGAUACUGUUUUAUAUUAUUUAGUAUCAGUAUGAUGCUAUGUAGUACGAUUUUUUAAAUUUUUGACACUGCCCAUUUUCAGAUGCAUCGACGACUGGUUCCGGCGCAAAAAUUGUUGUCCCGAGCAUCCUGGCGAUGACUGA